Messenger RNA from Arachis ipaensis, 459 nucleotides. The record is from RefSeq and is a predicted model, not a curated record. NCBI's taxonomy places the organism in Eukaryota, Viridiplantae, Streptophyta, Magnoliopsida, Fabales, Fabaceae.
AUGCCACUCUAUGCCAAGUUUCUAAAGGAGCUCAUGAUAAGGAAAAGAAACUGGGGAGAAAAGAAAAUUGUAGUCCUCACAGAGGAAUGUAGUGUCAUCAUACAAAAGAAGCUUCCCCAAAAGAUGAAAGAUCAUGGGAGCUUCCAAAUCCCCUGCAUCAUAAAGGAUAUUAGCAUUGAAAAGGCACUAUGUGAUCUAGGGGGCAGCAUCAAUCUUAUGUCCUUAGCCAUGAUGAAAAGAAUGAGGAUUGAAGAGGCUAAACCAACAAGAAUGGCUCUUCAAUUAGCUGAUAGAACAUUCAAAUUUCCUCAUGGGGUGGUGGAAGACUUGUUGGUGAAAGUGGGAGAAUUCAUCUUUCCAACUGAUUUUGUUAUGCUUGAUAUGGAGGAAGAGGCUAACACGUCAAUCAUAUUAGGAAGACCAUUCCUAGCUACCGCUGGGGCCAUAAUUGAUGUAUAA